Molecule: messenger RNA, 808 nt
Organism: Vicugna pacos (alpaca)
Lineage: Eukaryota; Metazoa; Chordata; Mammalia; Artiodactyla; Camelidae
Product: transmembrane emp24 domain-containing protein 11
Source: RefSeq, a predicted model, not a curated record
AUGUACAAGGUUACCCAAGGAAACCAGACACCAGGAGCAGGGUCACCUGCAACGGAUCCACGGCUGACAAAGCACCACCAGGAGUGGCUGCAGCCACAGAGAUGCCAGUGUUAACGUUUCUUCUAAGUUUUUGUUUCCUGCUUUCCACGGAAGCCUUUUACUUCCACGUGGGGGAACGAGAGGAAAAGUGCAUCAUAGAGGACAUUCCAGGCGACACGCUGGUGACAGGGACUUUCAAGACACAGCAGUGGGACACAGAUCGGCAUGACUUCCUUCAAUCCGCCCCUGGUUUGGGGAUGUUUGUGACUGUUACAACUUACAAUGAUGAGGUAUUGUUGUCAAAGCUAUAUGGCCCACACGGAACAUUCUAUUUUACUUCACAUUCACCUGGAGAACACAUCAUUUGCUUAGAAUCUAAUUCUACAAGGCUUGUGUCCUUCGGAGGGAGCAAGCUGCGGAUCCACUUAGACAUUCGAGUUGGAGAACACGACCUUGAUGCAGCCAUUGCUCAAGCAAAGGACAAAGUUAAUGAAGUGAGCUUCAAGCUUGAACAUCUAAUUGAGCAAAUUGAGCAAAUAAUCAAAGAACAAAACUAUCAAAGGGACCGUGAAGAAAAAUUUCGAAUAACCAGUGAAGAUACAAAUAGCAAUGUUUUAUGGUGGGCAUUCGCACAGACACUAAUCUUUAUCUCAGUUGGAAUUUUCCAAAUGAAGUACCUUAGAGACUUCUUCAUAGCUAAGAAACUUGUUUAAAGUAUUAAUAAAGGCAAAUAACUACCUUCUAACCUGCAUAACGCUUAAUAAAUCAA